Messenger RNA from Hevea brasiliensis (rubber tree), 1300 nucleotides. RefSeq lists its product as uncharacterized. Gene Ontology annotation, molecular function: SNAP receptor activity. Gene Ontology annotation, cellular component: SNARE complex; endoplasmic reticulum. The record is from RefSeq and is a predicted model, not a curated record. NCBI's taxonomy places the organism in Eukaryota, Viridiplantae, Streptophyta, Magnoliopsida, Malpighiales, Euphorbiaceae. The transcript has 8 exons. Gene Ontology annotation, biological process: retrograde vesicle-mediated transport, Golgi to endoplasmic reticulum. Bases 245 to 1135 code for a protein of 296 amino acids.
UGUAGGAGCGAGUGUAGGGAAUAAUUUCCCCUUCCUUCCCCCAAUUCUCCACUUCUUCCCUCUGCCGCGAGACAGAUGUGUCUGCUCUAUGAUACAGAGAAAGAGAAAGGAAAUUUUAACUGCGCUAGCAAUCCUAUUCUUCGCGUCUAACCUCUGCCAAGCAUUGUAUGGACCAUCAUCUCCUGUAGUCCAGCUAAAUCCCUCCAACUUUGAGUCCAAGAUUAAUUAAGGGUUAAGGUCUCUAAUGGACAAGGUAGUGGAGGCGGUGGAGAAGUUGAAGAAGGAAUGGGACGAAGCAUACGCUAAAACGCGAGAACAUAUUAAGGCAAUUGAGGAAUAUGGCAAAUCAAGACGAGGAGAAGUAGCAACUACCCAGGAGAAGAAUUCUCUUCCCAGAUUGAAUGGUUUGGCACAAGAUGGUCUCGCUUUGCUCCAAUCUUUGCAAUUUAAGCUUGAUCUUCUUGCCCCUCAAUUGCCUACUGAUGAUAAAGUGAACUCAGCACAAGCCUUGCUAGAAUCAUGGAAGAACCAAUGCCAAAAUAUGCGGUUGAGUUUAAGAAAUGCUAAUUUGCAAGCGAAGGCAAACAUGAGGAAAGCUGCUCAGGAAGAGAGAGAACUUCUAUUGGGUGGUGGAGAAGAGUCCACAAUUCGCAGACGCAAUUUGCAAACAAAGGCUGGGAUGACAUCUGCUGCAGAAAGCAUCACUGAAAGCCUUCGGCGUACUCGUCAGCUAAUGGUUCAGGAGGUUGAAAGAAGUGCUAGCACUCUCAUGACUUUUGAGGAAUCAACGGGGGUAUUAAGGAAGGCUGAAAGUGAAUAUAAGGGCCAUCGCUCAUUAUUGAUGCGGACCCGAAAUCUUCUUUCCACAAUGCAACGUCAGGAUGUUCUUGACAGAGUGAUACUUGCUGUAGGAUUUUUCUUGUUCUCUUUUGCUGUUCUUUAUGUGGUUUCAAAGCGCAUCGGGCUGCUUAAGUUGCAGAGAACUGUCACUGCUGCCAUAAAGGCUGGUAUGGAUCGACGAGGUGAAAUCAGACCAAGAGGUGUUGAAGAUGGGGUGGAUAUUGCUCAGGUUUAUGAAAAUGUCGUUCGCAAGGGUGAGGUACCAUUGGAUCAGCCUAUGCAUGACGAACUUUAGGAUUGUAGUUUUCCUUCUUAGAAAGGAAGGAUUGUGUUCUCUGCUACGGGCUUCUAUUUUUCUCUGCUAGAGCAGUAGGCUCUAAUAUUUUGCAUUUUUUUGUCUCUUAUUAUCUUUUAGAUUAAUUUGAUCAGAUGAUGUGAUCUAUAAAUAUUGAUUCAACAA